Molecule: messenger RNA, 2205 nt
Organism: Aspergillus welwitschiae
Lineage: Eukaryota; Fungi; Ascomycota; Eurotiomycetes; Eurotiales; Aspergillaceae
Product: CCCH zinc finger protein
Exons: 4
Coding region: 104-1567 (487 amino acids)
Cellular component (GO): nucleus
Molecular function (GO): metal ion binding
Source: RefSeq, a predicted model, not a curated record
CUUACAACUCAGCGGCGUCUGUCAUUCAACUACACAGUAUAAACGAGAGAUUUUACUUUGAGUGACUUGCUAACGUGGCUUUUUGCCGCCUACUCAGGUUAAAAUGACAGAAGAUCAGGAUCUGAUGGCCAAAAUCAGCCAGCUUGCUGGCCAGAUUAAUAGGCACAAAACCCAACAAUCUCAACCUGAGUCCCCCUACAGUAGUGAAAUAGCUCCAGGCCACCACGUCUCACGACAUGUUCCUUACCGAGGUCGCGGGUGGGCGCCUUAUCGUGGACGACACUACGCACGAGGACGUCAUGUAGCUCCCCAUCGCCACCGUACCCUCAUCCUCAACAACGCAACAUCAGGUACACCUGGAUCGGCUACUCCAGCUGGCACGGGGACUGAUACAGACGGUGAGGCGCGAUCUGCAACACCAAACGAAUGGGUUGUGAAACGCGAUCGUCAUAUGCAGCUCAUCAACACUUCGAUAUACGACAAAGAGACACAAGCGAGGACGAAGGCAAUGGAGGAGAGUCGCCAGGCCAAGGCGCAAAAGAGAGCACAGGUCGAGCAGGCUAGAGUUUUGAAUUACGCACAGGGUGUUGGCCGAGUGCAUCCUACGGGCUUCGCGGCUCCUCAGGUGUCUACUGCAGACCCGUCAGCGGAGUAUCAGGUUUUCGUCAACGAUAUACCGUUCCGAGUGUCGCGUGGUGGUGGCAAGCUAAUCCGGGUGUCUGAUAAUCCGAAUACUGCCAACGCUACGCCAAAACGAGUGACUGUGGCAGGCGUCGCUUUUGUCCGGAGCAAGAACGGAAAUCUCCACCGUUUGGGUGCUGUUACAUCAAAAAGAAAACCAAUGACGGUCAAGAAGAAGAACGCGCUUUGCCAGCGAUUUACUACGACGGGUACCAAUGCUUUCCCUACACGAGGCCCUGAGUGGCACUUGCCCCCAUCUCAUUAUUGUUUCAUCUUCUGCGGGAUCACGCUGAUCAGGAUCUUCAACCGUUUAGGCAGCUGCUACAAAGGACCAACAUGCCCCUAUAUUCACGACCCGAACAAGGUUGCAAUGUGCAAGGACUUCCUUCAGACUGGUCAAUGCAAUGCAGGUAUAAGUUGUGAUCUCUCUCACGAGCCUUCGCCCCACAGAUCCCCUGCCUGCGUGCAUUUUCUGCGAGGGCGCUGCUCCAACCCCGAAUGUCGCUAUGCCCAUGUUCGCGUGACCCCGGGCGCUCCUGUGUGCAGGGACUUUGCGGUUCUAGGAUACUGCGAAAAAGGUGCCGAAUGCGACCAACGACACGUUCACGAAUGCCCAGACUAUGCGAAUGAGGGCGUUUGCAACAAGAAGCGCUGCCGCCUUCCCCAUGUUGAUCGGGCCGGACAGAUCAGGAAAAACGCCGCUUCGAAGACCGAUGCUAUGGCCCAAGCGGAGGAGUCUGAUGCAUCUAGCGAGGAGGAAGAGUACGAUGAGAUUGACACGGAUGACGUCGAUUCGGACGAUCUCGAUGAGGAUGAGCCCCAACUCAUCGCGGCCGAGUCAGAUACUGGCGAGGUGUCGCAACAACAGGACUACAUCCGUCUCUAAACAUUCAUACCCACUAACCUUACUACAGACUGUAAUUGAAGUUGGCUUGGAUUUACGGAUACCCCAAACAGAGCAAGAAAAGGGCAAUGGCAAAAGGAAAGAAAUGCAAAUAAAUCAGAAAGAAAGAAACACAGAAUAAGAGGGAAAUAUAUCAUUACAUAGUGGCCAAUUAAUGCCUGCCUUGAAAGAUUGAUGCCUUACGGACUGUCGUGUUCCAGUCGCAGAUGAAGAUACCCAUAUGCGUUCAACAUAUUCUUUACUCGCAGACGGUGUGUAUACGAGUCUGUUUGACGAUCUUGGAUAAAUCCUAAGGGUUGGUAAGGGGUGACACUUGGAAUUGUAGCGCUACAUGAUGACGUCGUGUCUUGAGACGUGAAGCCAUAGGUAGCAUACCAAUGGAAAUGAAUAUCAUUUUUUUCUGUUUCUGUUUCUGUUUACUGUACCAUGCUACAUCCACUUACUUCCUUGCUGCAGACUUUGCUUCAGACUAGCCACACGUGCUGCCCAGGGUGAGUCCGGGGCGUCAGGCAGUACCCAUCCCCCUGUGCCCUCACAUGGCGACCCCAAGAGAGAGACAGAGGCAGACAGACGUGUGAGUCAUACACCCCCAACGUGACAGGGAGUCAGGUCGAAGACGA